Messenger RNA from Mobula hypostoma (lesser devil ray), 6452 nucleotides. It is a transcript of the gene zc3h13, whose product is annotated as zinc finger CCCH-type containing 13. The record is from RefSeq and is a predicted model, not a curated record. Lineage: Eukaryota; Metazoa; Chordata; Chondrichthyes; Myliobatiformes; Myliobatidae. The transcript is spliced from 20 exons. The coding region runs from base 1 to 5583 and encodes 1860 amino acids. Gene Ontology annotation, molecular function: metal ion binding.
AUGACCUGCUUGGCUUUUCCGCCGUGGACGGAGCGCCAUUCACCAGCCAGCGCAUGCGCGGCCGUGGGAAAGCUGUCGCGCGGAGAUGACGUCGCGAUCGCAGCAGGAGCUGGAUGGCGUCGCGUUGGACCGCGCGAGCCUGAGGCGGGGAGGCGGCGACGGAUUCCCCUCAGCCAAGAGGCGACCUCAACGCUCAAGACGCAAUGUCGUAAUUGGAUGAAAACUGGUCAUUGUCCAUAUGGGAACACUUGUAGGUUUACUCAUGGAUCCUCCCCUAGAGGUAAAGGAUACAGUACUACAUAUAGAAGAUCUCCAGAAAGACCAACUGGUGAUUUGCGAGAGAGAAUGAAGAAUAAAAGGCAAGAUGUAGAAUCCGAGCCACAGAAGAGAUCCCAGGAUGAAUCCUCAUCUCCAACAAGGAGGGAUACUUCAAGAAGCAGACGCCGGAAAAAAGAUGACGCUAAUCUGAAAAUUACAAAGGAGCGCACCCCAGAAAGUGAGGAAGAAUCAGCUGAGUGGGAAACAGGCAGGGAUGAUUCUGAUAAUGGGGAUGUUAACUAUGAUUAUGAUCAUGAGUUGUCCCUCGAAAUGAAACGGCAGAAAAUACAACGAGAGCUGAUGAAACUUGAGCAAGAGAAUAUGGAAAAAAGAGAGGAAAUAGUCAUCAAGAAGGAGAUAUCUCCAGAGCCAGUGAGAAAUAAACACUCCCCAUCUCCAAGAAAUGCAAGCAAAUCGUCUAAACAUAAAACUAGCCCGAAGCUACCUUCUGGUAAGAAGGAGAAAAAAGGAUCAAGGUUGUCAUCUCCUAUGAGCGACCAACAAAGAAAAUCUUUAAAAGUACAGCAGGGUAAAAAGAAAGGACCUCGUACUCCAAGUCCGCCACCCCCUAUUCAUGAAGAGAUUCUAGCAACAAAAAAGCAUAAAGAAAAGUCAAGAACAAAAGACAGAAUUGAAGAAAAAGCCCGAGAGAGUAAAGAACGAGGAAGGGAUAUGGAAAGGCAUAAAGAGAAAAAAGAAAAACACAGGGAUCACUCUUCUGUUCGUAGGCAGAAGAGGUCUAUAAGUCCUGAAGAACAAUCUGGCAGCACCUCUUCUCGUUCCAGAGAAUAUUCCCCACCGGCAGCAAGGAGAAAAUCAGCCUCUCCAGCUCUACCUAAGUCAACUUCUUCUUCCUCUUCUCGAAAGCAUUCCUUCUCUCCACGUCACAGCAGAUCACCCUCUUCUCAGAGACGACAUCAAACUCCUACUGUAUCGAGACAACACUCUCCAUCAUCUCAGUCAGGUUCACCUGUACCAAGAAGAUCAUCAUCUCCCCGACACAAAUGUUCCACCUCACUGUCCUACCAGCGCUCAGCGUCUCUCACUCGAAAGCGAUCCCCUUCACCAUAUACUCAACGUUCUUCAUCUCCACAUAGAAAGCAAAGUCCUGUUAGGCAUAGGUCCUCUGUUAAGGAAAAAGGCAAACACGAGCAAGAAAAAUCACCAUUGCAAGAGCUACAUCAUGAGAAGAAGGAAGGGAACAGAGGAAAACGAGACAAGGAAAGCAAGGAUAGUCGAGACCGACGAGAUUAUGAUCUGGAUCAGAGUUUACUCCAUGAAAGGGACGAGCGGACAACCAGGGAAACCCGUGAUAACAGAAACAAUCGAGAUUACAAAGAAGUGAAAGAUAGCACUGAGCGCAGAGAGACCAGGGAAUCUCGUGAAGUUCGUGAUACAAGAGACACACGAGAUUACAAAGACAGCAAAGAUUCUCGAGAUGGGAGAGAAUCACGAUCUGGCCGUGAUACACACGAUUAUCGAGAUAGCAGAGAUUUCCAUCGAAAAGAUGAACAGCAUUAUGAGGACCGCAGUUACAGUCGGGGCCAUGGCAGGGAUGAAAAUUCCCGGACUGACUUCAAGAAUGAUCGUCAAAAUGAAGCCAGGAUUGAUAGCAGGAAUGAGUCCAGGGGAGACUGCCGCAGCGAGUCCAGGGGAGACGGCCGCGGCGAGUCCAGGGGAGACGGCCGCGGCGAGUCCAGGAGGGACGGCCGGGGCGAGACCAGAGGGGACGGCCGGGGCGAGGCCAGGGGGGAUAUCCGGGGCGAGGCCAGGGGGGACAUCCGGGGCGAGGCCAGGGGGGACAUCCGGGGCGAGGCCAGGGGGGACAUCCGGGGCGAGGCCAGGGGAGGUGGCCGGGGUGAGACCAGGGGGGACAUCCGGGGCGAGACGAGGGGAGACGGCCGGGGUGAGAUGAGGGGAGACGGCCGAAGUGAGAUGAGGGGAGAUGGCCGGGGCGACUCGAGGGGAGAUGGCCGGGGUGAGGUCAGAGGAGACGGCCGUGGUGAGUCCAGGGGAGACAGCCGUUGCGAGACCAGUAGAGACAGCCGGGGCGAGGUCAGAGGAGACGGCCGUGGUGAGGUCAGAGGAGACGGCCGUGGCGAGUCCAGGGGAGACGGCCGUGGCGAGUCCAGGGGAGAUGGCCGUGGGGAGGCUAGAGCUGACAGCCGGUGUGAGACCAGAGGGGACGGCCGGGGUGAGGCCAGGACUGAUAGCCGGGGAGAAACCAGGGGCGAUGGCCGCCUUGAGGCCAGGGGCGAUGGCCGUGGCGAGAUCAGGGGAGAUGGACGUGGAGAAACCAGAGGUGAAAGAGCGGCCAGAGGAAGAGGGAGAGGACCAGAAUUAACUGAAAAAGGGAGUCAUGGAACAACUCGAGGUGCCCAAUUUGACACACACAGCACAAGCAGUAAUUACCAUGAAAACUGGGAUACAAGAAGUGGAUAUACAGAAAGAGAUCGCUAUGAUCGAGACCAAAGCAGGGAUGCAUCCUUUGACAGGCAUGGCCAUACAGACAGGGAAAGGCGUGAAAACAGAGAUCGUGAAAGAGAUCACACAGCUGGUACUGCUACACGACACCCAGGGAGGACAGAUGAUCAUGACCAUGAAGAAAGAAAAGAAGAGCGGCGAUCAGAUCGCGAGGACAGGCGUGAUGAUAGACUCAGGGAAAGAGACCGUGAAAGAGAUCGUGACAAAGAUCGUGAUAGAGAUAGAGAGCGAGAAAGGGAAAGAGAAUUGGAUCGAGAAAGGGAACGUGAAAGAAUCCGUGAACGAGAUAGGGAAAAGGAACGAGAGCGAGAGAGGGGCAAGGAGAGAGAACGAGAAAGGGAGAGGGAGAGAGAGAGGGAGAGAGAACGGGAAAGAGAAAAGGAAAGGGAGAGAGUUAGAGAGAGGGACAGAGAUAGAGAGAAGCAAAAAGACUGGGAUGAGAAGGAGAAAUUGAGAGAUGAACGCAAAGAUAAAAAGGACGAUCAACGAGAAGAGCGGGAUUUGAGGGCAAGUCACGGUCAAAGGAAAACAAGAAAACGGCCUUGGACAGAAUGCAGCCUGAGCCCAUUGGCAAAGCGAGCUCGUGAUGAAUCUCCUGAUAGUGAUACCUACAACAGUAGUGAAGAGAAAAGUGAAAAGCACCGCUUGUUAAGUCAAGUCGUACGCCCACAAGAUUGUCGGACACUCAGUCCACCACGUGUUAUUGAAGAUCGAACAAGCAGCUGGAAAGAUGAUGACAGAAAGUCAGACAAGAAGGAAAGCACAAGGAGGCGCGAUGACCAUACCAUGAGAGAAAGAAUAGCUUCAGGGGACAAACAAAGAGAGCAUAUAGCGGGGAGCGUAGAGAGUUCACGAAGCAGAGAAUCUGACAGCACUGCACACCAUACUGGUGAUGAUAGAGAAGGACUUGUAGGACUACAUGAACAUAGCAAGAAAAAAAGCAAAGCACAGCGGAAGUCUCAAAAGAAGAACAAAAGAGACGAUGAUUGUGGGUCCAAAAAGUACAUUGCAGAGCCCUUAGUAGAGGAAACAGUUUUGUCACCCAGGAAAGCUUCAAAGAAGAAAAAUGUUGAUAAAAAACGUAAACGCUCUAAAGGAGAUUCAGAUGCUUCCGAUGAGGAAGUAGUCCCACAAGCUAAAAGGUGGAAGGGUCCCAGGACUCCACCUGUAACAGUAAAGGAAGAAUCUAUUGAAGAGGUAUCUGAGAAAAGUGCUGAGGGAAAUACGCAAGGAGGAGGAGAUGUAGUUUUCAGUGACUGGUCAGAUGGAGAUGUGCCAGAACGUGAAGAAAGUAUAAUUUCUGACAAGAGCCUUGAAGAUUCUCGAAGGAAAGGUCAGAGAACUGAGGUUGAAAAGUUAGAAGCCCCUACCAUGGCAGAUAAUCGUUCAUGUAAAACUGAUGAGCACAAACGGAGCAGCAGCCUUGGUAGCAAUCGCAGUCGGACUUCAAGCCGUUUACGAUCACCUUCAAAUGAAUCUACUCAUCGCAGUGGAGAUGAUCAGAGUGGUGGAAGGAGACGACAGCAUGGAGCUUCAAGGGAUGGACAGAAAUACAGAAAUAUUGAGUCUUGUGAACGUAAAUCCCGAAUAGAUCAACUCAAGCGUGGAGAGCCUAGCCGCAGCACUUCCUCAGAUCGUCAAGAUUCAAGAAGUCACAGUUCUAGAAGAAGCUCCCCUGAUUUAGAUCGACAAGAGCGUUCCAGGACUGGAUCUUUUGAGAGCAGAGAAAAGCUUCAGGAUAGUGAACGGGACCGUGACCGAGAAAGACGGGAGAGAAGAGAAUGGGAGCGGGAUGGAGAACAUCGGGACUGGGGUAAAAGCAGGCACAGAAAUAGAGAUCGACGAAGAGAGGUCAUGAAGGAGAAAGAAAAACCGUUGGCAGAAAUGUCUGAUAAAGAUAAAGAACGAACUCAGGAACCUGCUUCCAUGCUGGAACAAACCCGAGUGGAACUAAGACCGGGAAGGGAAACUGAGAAGCAACUUGAGCAAACUGAAACUACAGCUGCAGUCACGUGUGAAAGAGAUGUAAAGGAGCCAGUGAAGGAAUCAGAGAAUGAAGAGGUUCAUGCUGAUGAACCUAUUGAUAGCAUUGAAGGUGAGCAAGAUGGGAAAGUAGAUGAUGCACAGUCAUCACUGUCAGGAGCUUGUGAAGAAUAUGAACCAAUUAGUGAUGAUGAGCUGGAUGAAAUUCUAGCUGAUGAUGCAGGAAAAAGAGAGGAGAACCAGGAUGAAGAGAAAAUAUCAGAUCCCAUGGAUGUGAUUGAUGUCGAUUGGUCGAGUUUGUUACCCAAGCAACCCAAAGAGCCAAAGGAGCCAGGAGCUGCUUUGUUAAAAUUCACUCCUGGUGCAAUCCUGUUACGAGCUGGAAUAUCCAAGCGCUUGGCUGGUGCAGAAUUGUUUGCAAAGGUCAAUGAAACUUGUCGGGCAGCUAUCAACAACUCUAAAGAUGGAGACAACGUUUUUGAAGAUGAACUUGGAGCCCUCAACAUGGCUGCUAUUCAGAGAAAGGAAGAGCGAGCCCAUCUGCUGAGUAGUUUGGGACCCUGCUGUAAAGCACUUUGUUCUCGGAGGGAUCUUGUUAUCCGCAAACAGUUAGUAAGAAAUGAAAAGGGUGCAACCAAGCAUAUGUAUACAAAUCAACCAGUCGUGGACAACGAUCUUCUAAGAUCAAGCCUUCGGUUAUUCAAACGCAAAGCACUAUGUCAUGGCCCCAUACAGGAAAAAAGUGAUGACAGUAAGAUUUUGCGACCUAAAGUUAAACAGGAAGUUUGUGUUUCAUAAAUUUUGCAGCAUCAUGGAUUAAUUUUGACUUUGAUAUUGAAGAAUCUGUAUCUAAGGAACUGGAUCCCACACCUGAAUAUUUGGAAGAAUGUCACUUGUUUAUUGACAAACCUAAUAUUGGACCUGGGGUGGUCAAACUUAAUUUUUCAGCUUUUAAGGCUAUUCAUUUUAGGAAUUUAAAUACUGCUCUAUGUACUGGAUAAGUGAAUAUAUCAUUUUUUGAAGUACAGAUUUGAAAUCUUUAAUAAAAGUCUCAGCUUUGUUUUAAGGUGUCUUUUUAUUAUAUGUAAAAGGAGAUGUUUAAUAGGAAUUGUAGGUGAUUGCAGUUUAAUGGCUUUGAUUUUGCUGUUGUCAUACUCUGCAAAAUCACUUUCAGUCUGAUGCCAACUGGGAUUUGGAAUCCAGAAACUUUGAAGUUAUCAAGUGCACUGAUAAAAGCAGGAAGUAGGAAGCACUUACUAGCUGUUCUCAAGAUUGACGUCUUCCUAUCCUGAGGAAAGGUCUUGACCGGAAAUUUCGACUGUUUAUUCCCUUCCAUAGAUUCUGCCUGACCAGCUAGUUCCUUCAGCAUUUUGUUUGUGUUGCUCUGGAUUUCCAGCAUCUGCAGAAUUGCUUGUGUUUAGUUACUAAUUUUAUAAAAGGUGAAAUAGCGAAUGGGGCAUGCAAAAUUAUUCUGAGUUACGAUCACCAAACUGCUAAAAUGUUUUAUUUUAUUUAAUAACUCUAUGAACUGGAGGAAUGGCAUUCCACGCACAAAAUUAGUUUCUCCCAGGCAUCCAGCUAGUCCUGUAAUUGUGACCUGUUAUAUUGCUAAAAAUGUAUUUUUGCACUUCAUUCAAUAAAACACUGCAUUUUCAUUAUUUUGUUUU